AUGACGACACCCUACUAUCCUCAAUCGAACGGCCUGGUGGAGCGCCUCCAUGGACAACUGAAGGCAGCCGUGCAUUGCCACGGUGACGAGUGGUUCGACGCUAUUCCCGUCAUUCUUCUUGGGCUUCGCUCCGCCUGGAAGGAGAACCUACAGGCAACACUAGCGGAACUGACAUACGGCGAGCCUCUUCCUCUCCUUGGCAAAUUUCUGGCUCCUACUGUCGUUAAUUCUCCUGCACCAGCCCUGGUUAAGAAGCUGCGGGAUCGCCUUCGUAGUCUCGCGCCAGUGCCGACAUCACACCAUGGAACGAAGCCAACAUUCUUUUUCAAAGACUUGGCAACAUGCUCUCGUGUCUUCGUUCGGAAUGACCAAGCCCGUAAAGCUUACGGAUCGCCUUACUCUGAUCCUUUCCGAAUCGUCAGCAGGCAUGAAAAGUAUUUUAAUGUCUUCUUUCGUUCCGAGACUGGUUACCGAAACUACGAGAGCGCUUCCAUUUCCAUCGAUCGCCUGAAACCAGCUUAUAUGGUUCCUGAAGACCUGGAUCAGAUACUGGGCCCUUCUCCAGAUGGCCAACCCCAGCAGCAGCGCCCUCAACAGCAGCCUCAGCCUUCGACCAGUGCUUCAGCUGCAUCAGCUCCGUCAACUUCGGCAAGCUCAUCGAACUCCCAAAAACCUAGCAAGAAAGUCUCGUUCAACUUGCCGAAUAGACAAGGAAGAUGA
Molecule: messenger RNA, 720 nt
Organism: Diachasma alloeum
Lineage: Eukaryota; Metazoa; Arthropoda; Insecta; Hymenoptera; Braconidae
Exons: 1
Coding region: 1-720 (239 amino acids)
Molecular function (GO): nucleic acid binding
Source: RefSeq, a predicted model, not a curated record